This is a messenger RNA of Eruca vesicaria subsp. sativa (arugula), 582 nucleotides long. Lineage: Eukaryota; Viridiplantae; Streptophyta; Magnoliopsida; Brassicales; Brassicaceae. The record is from the annotation of a GenBank genome assembly.
AUGUAUGAAGUCUUCUGCAUCUUCUCAAAGACUCUUAACUAUGAAGACCCAUUCAACAACCCUUUUGUUAAACUUGGUAAAGGAAGCUCAACGCUCCAAUUACACUUACUGAGAAAGAACAAAGUAUUCAUCAGAGAAGAAGGUCAAGAGCUUUACCAAUGGAAAAGACCAACGGUUUUCCUCAAAGAAGGAGACUCUAUACCUCCUGAUGUUGAUCUUGAUACUGUUAGAUGGAUCCCUGCGAAUCAUCCUGAUGUUGAUCUUGAUACUGUUAGAUGGAUCCCUGCGAAUCAUCCUUUUGCCACUACGGUUAGCGAUAUUGAUCAGGACCUUGCUCAGAACAAUGUGUACCAAAAGCUAGGUGUUCCUUUCCGGAUUCGUGCUGAGCAUGAAGCUAUGCAGAAGAAGCUUGAAGCUUUACAAAAUGAGGAGAAGUUGAAUAAUCUGGGGAUUGAUAGUGAAAAUGCUAGAGUUUUUCAGAAGGCAGACAAGUUCUCAGGUAAGUUUGAAGACGAGAAUGUCCAGAAGAGUUCUCAGGAGAAUUUUACUGGUAAUUUACACACAAGUCUUGAGACGCACUAA